CCUUGCUAGCGAGAAGGAAGAAGCUAUUUUUGGUGUUGAUACUUUAUUCGCAACGUUAAUUUCGUUGUUUUAAUUCACAAAUUCAAUCGGAAUGAAUUUGUUAUUGAUUGCUUGUUUUUGUUUGAUGGUUGCUUAUACAGGUAACGCAGCCAAGUGCUACACUUGCAGCAAUUGCAGCGAUGAGAAGUUGAGUAGUUCCCAACUGGUGAAUUGUUCGGUUUCCCAGACCACAUGUGUCAAAGAAACGAAAUCAAAUGGUGCUGUUAAUCGAUAUUGCACCUCACCGCGUGAAAGUGGAUGCAAACAAAAGGGAAGUGGUGAAUUCGCGACCGACAUUUGUUUUUGCAACGAAGAUGGAUGUAACGGAAUUGAUAGCUACUCUUCAGCCGCUGCAACAACCACUUCGAUUAUUGAACCAAACACUUCAAGCGCCGCAACCAUCAAAUCAAGUUUCCUGAUUGGAUUCUUUAUCAGCCUCAUCGUCGCUACAUUUAUGGUCGUUUAGACCAGAAAUAAUGAAUGGUCAUAAUAAACACUUUGUGAGUGGAUCUUUGGGAAAAAAUAUGAAACGUUUGAUAUUCUCUGUUGUUGAUUUAUCUCACAAUCAAGCUUGGUUAUACAUGAAUUAUAGAUAAAUUGAAUGUGAAUUACUUGUCUUAUACGAAUUCUAA
Molecule: messenger RNA, 671 nt
Organism: Styela clava
Lineage: Eukaryota; Metazoa; Chordata; Ascidiacea; Stolidobranchia; Styelidae
Source: RefSeq, a predicted model, not a curated record